Bacidia gigantensis is the source of this 1050-nucleotide messenger RNA. RefSeq lists its product as uncharacterized. The record is from RefSeq and is a predicted model, not a curated record. The coding region runs from base 1 to 1050 and encodes 349 amino acids. The transcript has a single exon. Lineage: Eukaryota; Fungi; Ascomycota; Lecanoromycetes; Lecanorales; Ramalinaceae.
AUGUGGAUGAGACUCCAAGGUGCCGCACAAUUGUGGCCAUUGUUCAUUUGCAUUUGCAACGCAUUGACCCUCCCAACCCCACCUGUUAAUACAACGGAUAUUGCAAGCUUGGACUCGCAGACUAACGGGAGGCUCAGUUACAGGAUUUCCACAGGCACGAAACUUUUGGACAAACUCGACUCCUAUAUCGUUGCCACGCAGAUUCUUGCAUACUUAUCACGCCUUGAUCGUCAUGGCACCGAGCCAAGACAGACUUUCGAGUACAAGUCUGUCUUCAUCCAAGUCUCGGUUCCAGGCGCACCGCAGGAUGUCCGGCUGCCGCGCUAUCUCCUGGUGUGGAUACUCGGUCUAGCGACAGGCUACUUGUCUGGUCAGACACGCCCAGUCGAGGUAGAUUUUACGCCGCAGAUCGAUGGUCGUCCUGCGGGUCUUAUACAAUUUAUCCCAAUUCAUCCAACAUCCGGACAUUCGGAAGCAACCCAGAAUAUCACCCUCCCGCAAAGAGGCAACGAGACAAACAAAGAUAACAGCUUUCCUGGAAAGGAAGGUGAAGUGAAGAAUGUGUACAUGACAGCGACAUCUAGUCAGAAAAACUCGAAUUUAACGCAAGCGUCUGUAUCAUUCGACCACACAAACACAACAGAAAUAGCCGCAUCAUCUAACGCAAAUAUCGCGACCACCAUCGAUUAUGUCUCAAAUAUAGACUAUGGGUACGCAAAUUUCUAUUGGCUAUUGUCCAAUUUUUACGGCAUCCUCUUCCAUCGGCCAGGCAAUCAAGAGUCCGAAGACCAAGCAUAUGCGAUUGCAGGCUGCGCACUGGUAAUCAGUGUUCUCAAAGCAGACCGGGCUGUCCAAGAGAGCCGGCCGUUUGUAGUUGAUAACGUGCUAGACGGCCUUGAUCGCAUCUUGGCGCAGACGAUAAGGCUACGCUUGUAUGAAGAGCUGUUGGCUAAAAUCUUUGACUUGACUGGGGGUACGACUUAUGGUCUAGGCAGUAUUAUGAUUGGGAGGAAUCUUUCUCCAGGCAGGUCUGAUGUUCAAGUUAGCUGA